AUGCGGCGCAACAAUAAUCGUAAUUAUUCUCACAGUGAGACCACUGCAGAGAGUCGUAGGGAGGAUGAAGUGGAUGGGCUUAAGGGUACUACCGCGCGAAAUGCUCUAGAAAACAAUAAUAGUUUUGCUUUUUUUGUAGAUAGAAUGCAUGCGGUAAAUCGGGCUUUUCUUGUCAAGAAGAAAGGAGAGUCUGAAGUGGAAGUUGUUGCAUUUCCUGAGCCAGUUGAUGGUGAUGAAACUAGAGAGUUACAUAUGACUCGCUUUGAAGCAGAGUCAAAAUGGCUUGACUGCUGCUUGCGAGAGUUCGUUGAAAGGAGGUCUAGGUACGGAUCGAGGAGGCGCCUGGCGGUGCGCAUAGUGGGUGUACUAGCCUUGGUGAUUGUAUUUUUGUGGUGGUUUUGGCCUCUCUGGGAAGUCCUCAUUGAUUUGGAGGCGGAGACCCACCUUAAGGUACUCGGUGUGCCUCCUGGUGCUGAAAUGCAAGAAAUAAAACGCGCAUAUCGUGAGGCUGUAAAGAGGUGGCAUCCUGAUCGGAAUCCAAACUGUGAGUCUUGUCGUGCCCAAAUGGUGAAGAUACAACAUGCACAUGAUGUCUUACUUGCUCGGGGAAGUCAACGUUUUGUAUUGGCUGACAAGUACAGGGAGGAACUUGUUCAGCUUCGAUCAUUGGUUUUCUUCCGCCUGUACAACAUGGCAUUUAAUGCUGCACAGGAGAUUUAUUACUUGACUCGUGGGUCCUUGAUGAUUGGACGAGAUCGUGAUGGAGUAGAUGUUUCUUGGCCUCUUCAAACUGCAUGUCGUGUUCUUACAAUGGGCUUGUUUACGCUUUAUGAAGUUUUAUAUAUUUCUGGCUUUAGCAUCGUGGUGCUCCUGCAGGUGUUUUACUACUGUGUCUCUGCCGCCAAAUCCUCUGCACAGGAGCUUGAAAUAGCGAGUAUGGUGAAACACUCUUACAUUGACCUUCGCCGAGAAGCCGUACUUUUUGCAGGCAUCCCCCUUUUAAUGCAUGUGAUUCUGUGGUACUUUGAUAGUGGCAAAUUUGCUGAGAGAGAUACAUUGGAGUUUCUGUUUCAAAUGACGUUUGGGCUUUUAUACAUUCUGGCGCAUUUAUAUAGAAUGACCCCCAACAUUUUGGACAAUAUUAACAUGAAAAAAUGCUCCAUACCUCUGAAGUACUUAAGGUUACCAUCGAGAAGUGUUUCUCUACAGAGUUUUGUUUUCACGGAAUUGGGGAUAGUUUUAGAUGACCUAUUUGCAUUUACAUGUAAGGUGCCAUCGGUUUAUCGGCUAGCCGUUAUCUUUGUUCAUGUGGUGUUUCUCUGUGAGUUGGCCUUCCUCCCGUGGGACCCCCCUGUCGUUGGGAAACUGAAUCAAAGACACGAAAAGAAAUCCUUCAAACCCCAAAAAGAAAAAAAAAGGACGGUAGAAAAAACCUUGGAGAAUAAGAUUGAAGAGUUUCCUCAUCAGCCGUUAUCCCCCGAUGAGCUUGCUCUUUUGAAAAACCUGGAUAGUGAAUUGAUUAAUUGGCUGGAUGUUGUGAGUACAAAAUACAAGAAGCGAAUGGAUACAGCGGCCACGACCUACAUGCGUCAACAGAGGGGGGCUGUUAGCUUUGAUUUGGCCCCUACUGCAAACCUACAGGAGGUUAAUUUUGUGGGUACUGUCCAGAACUCUUCUGGUGUGCCGGGCAGAAUUGAUGUCUUGUUUCGUGUAAAAGAUGAGGCUUCUAGUCGUCUUUUGGGACUGCAACGAGGUCCAGUGGGGUGCACCCCAUCAGAAUUAUCAGAGAAUAAAAAUCCCGAUGCGAUUGCUCGGCGAUUUGCCCUUGUGAGUGGAAAAGAUGGUUCUUACACCCCUUCAGAGCUCUGGCAGUCAAAACUUGUCUUUACGAAACUCAGAACAGACAACAAUGUAUGGAUGGUGAUUAUGGUUAUGGUCAUGUUUGUUCUUUGUUGGGUUUUAUUAAUUGUUUCUCCAUCGCCGAAAGACCAGAUGAAACACUUGGUUGAUGUUUCCUCUUUUCAGCAGCCAUUGCGGGAGCCACGAUGGCCAUUUCUCCCCAAUGAGCAUACUAUAAGACAAAAGGGAGCUGGUCUGAUUACCUUGCUUGGUCGUGUUUUCUGUUGUGUGGAUAUCUGGGAUGGACUGAGGCACACUCAACAUCCUCAUUAA
Messenger RNA from Trypanosoma grayi, 2172 nucleotides. RefSeq lists its product as hypothetical. The coding region runs from base 1 to 2172 and encodes 723 amino acids. The transcript has a single exon. The record is from RefSeq and is a predicted model, not a curated record. NCBI's taxonomy places the organism in Eukaryota, Euglenozoa, Kinetoplastea, Trypanosomatida, Trypanosomatidae.